AUGUCAAAUUAUACGCUAAAUUUUAGCAAAAAUGUCGAAAUACUUGACAAUGAUUGUCUGGUUGGCGGCAAUAUCGUCAUCAAUGGCCAAUACAGAGGAAAUGCAAUUUUGGUUAUAUGUGAUGAUUAUAGUGAUGAUAAUUAUCAUCAAUUGAGUGGUAUCUUUGAAAUUGAUUAUGAAUUAUAUUCAAUUGACAAAACAAGUGUUUCAAAUGUCAGUUUGUGGUCAACAAAAGCCAGACGACGCUCGAAGAGAUCCAAAAAAUGGUAUGUCAUCGACAAAGUAACUCAAGUAACGGAUGAACCGAAAUGUGGAAAUCAAAUUUCUGAGUUAGAUUUGAUGCUAAAUCCUGUCUUCAGAAGUGAAAUACCCGACGAACCGGACAUUGAUUUUGGCGAAGCAUUUAUCAAAGUAGCGGUUUAUUUGGAUCAAUCAUUGUUCAAAUACCGGUUCCGAUCCAAUCUAAAUCAGGCCAAACAGUUUGUUGUACUUCAUAUGGCAUAUCUUGAGAAACAGUUAAGACAACCGAAUCUCAUGCGACACAUCCGUAUUAAUCUAGUUAUCCGACACUUUGAAAUUGCACCCUUCAAUCAAUUGAAUACUAAUAUUAGACCUUAUUUAUGGGAUUUAUGUAAAUGGGCUGAAAUUAAUGAGGAAUCCAAUGUCAAUGUAUUUUUUGCCGGUUCAAAUCAGUGGUGGGUAGAAAACAGCAGGUUUUCCAGCAGUGUAUUAGGACUGGCCUACACCAAGAGGCUGUGCGAUAUAUACAGUUGUAUGAUUGUUGAAUCGGCUCACGGAUACCAAUCGAUGCGUACACUGGUUCAUGAAUUUGGGCACAAUAUGGGUGCCUAUCAUGACGGCGCUACAAAUUAUUCAUCGGAAAUGUGCGAUAGAAAUAGUUAUAUAAUGUCGCCGACGGUCAGCGCCGGUAAAACCCGAUGGUCUCCGUGUAGUAUAAAAGCCAUUAGAUUGCAUUUGAUAUCAUUGGCACGCUAUAACGAUAAUAGCAUAGCAUGUUUAGCUCUACAAGUGGCCGCAAUCAGUCCAGAUUUGGACAUAACUAACAAAUCGUUGAAAUAUCCCGGCCAGAAAUGGACAGCUGACCAACAGUGCAAACUUAUUUUCGGACCAAAUUUUUCGGAAAACAUGGACUCCGAUAAUGAGAAUGUAUGUUUGAAACUCAAGUGUUCAAACAAUUUCUUUACAUUUUCAACAAUCGGUGCUUUUGAGGGAACGACAUGCGGUCCCAAUAGGAUAUGCAAUCAGGAUAUCUGUAAACGUUUUCUAAUUGAUCCAAAUUAA
Oppia nitens is the source of this 1302-nucleotide messenger RNA. RefSeq names its product A disintegrin and metalloproteinase with thrombospondin motifs adt-1-like. NCBI's taxonomy places the organism in Eukaryota, Metazoa, Arthropoda, Arachnida, Sarcoptiformes, Oppiidae. Gene Ontology annotation, molecular function: metalloendopeptidase activity. The coding region runs from base 1 to 1302 and encodes 433 amino acids. The transcript has 7 exons. Gene Ontology annotation, biological process: proteolysis. The record is from RefSeq and is a predicted model, not a curated record.